CAGCAAUUUGUUAGCAAGUCAGCAACAAAAACUAGCUUUCCAGUUUUGGCUUACAAGGUGACAUAGGCCUACAUCUUUAACGCUACAGUAGGCCUACUUUAAACUGCGCGUUUUGUUUCCCUACAAUGUAUUGUAGCUAGAUAUAAUGUAGAUAUUCUCUGCUUGUCGAUUUCGUCGAGAAUCAGUUUGUAAAUAGGCUAAACAGCGUCUAACCAGAAUAAACAUAUUUCACAUUUCGUCUCAAUAAAUAACGGUGCAACAUGACAGAAUUCGUGGGCAACCCCGGCUUGUGCUGUAACUCGCAGCCAAGGAUGGUUAAAAAAAAAGAAGAAAAAAACAUAUUUGUUGAGGGAUUGAACAGCCGAGCUGUUUAUGGGGUCACUGCACUAAAACGGAUUUGAAAGACUGGAGACCGUCGCUUCUCAGAGAUUUUUCGGGGUCGGAUUUCAGCAGUCCUUAGCGCUGUUUAGUGCUGAGACUGAGGCAGUCUUUGUUCAGUCAGUCUGAAGUGAGAGACUGGAGAGUCAGUCAGGAGGAGAGAAGUGAGAGAGAACAGAGAGAGACAACACUCUGGAAGUGUUGAUAUCCACGCUUUUGCAAUAAUCUUAUGCUCAAACUGCUGAGGAAAAUGAAACUUUGGCUCCUGUCGUGGCUCAUCGGUGCGCAUCUCGCCUUGAGUUAUCGCUCAUCUGCGCUUCUUGUGAUGGAAGAGCGAGGGUCCAAGGGUCACCUAGUCCUGACUGAACUAGUUGGUGUUCCUCUUCCUCCAUCUGUGUCCUUCAUCACUGGUUACGAGGGUUUCCCUGCUUACAAUUUUGGGCCUAAUGCUAAUGUAGGUCGACUGACCCAGUCCUUUGUACCUGAGCCCUUCUUCAUGGACUUCUCCAUUAUUGUCACCGUCAAGCCCUCCAACUCUCGAGGAGGGGUUCUGUUCGCCAUCACAGAUCCCUCCCAGAGGAUCGUCCACCUGGGCUUGGCCCUGACGCCCGUAGAGGAUAAGACCCAGAGGAUUGUACUGUAUUACAGCGAGCCAGGGCUUCCAGACACCAUGGAGGUGGCUUCCUUUAAAGUGCCUGAUAUGACACAGCAGUGGAACCGUUUUACGCUGACGGUUGAGCAUGAGGAGGUUCGGCUCUAUAUGGAUUGUGAGGAGUACCACAGCGCCCCUCUGAAGAGAAGCCAGCAGCCCCUCAGCUUUAAGCAAGGCUCGGGUAUCUUCGUAGCAAACGCGGGCAGUACUGGCCUGGAAAGAUUUGUGGGGUCUAUUCAACAGCUGGUAAUAAAACCGGACCCUAGGGCAGCGGAAGAGCAGUGUGAGGAAGAUGACCCCAGCUUGCAGGCCUCCGGGGACAGAAGCGGUGAUGGUGAUUAUGAUGAUGAAGAAGAACAUGGUAGACAUGAAGUAAUAUUCGGUCAGACAAAUGUGAGAGAAGACAAAGAAAAGACACAUAGACCCACCUAUCCUGUCCAAGCUCCGCCCACUGUGUCACCUGACAUGGACGAAGGGGAGUUUUCAGGACAUGUGACCCCUAUAGACGAAAGGCUGCUUAGAGGGACUUACAAAACAGAUGAAACAGGAGAGAGUACAGGGGAUGGUUCCGGCCAGGGGCAAAAAGGGGAGCGUGGAGAACCUGGAUCUGCAGGCCCCCCAGGACCCCCCGGACCUCCUGGACCAUCUCUCCCACCCACACAUUCAGGUCAGCCUGGACAGAGAGGCCCUCAAGGUCCAAUGGGUCCACCAGGAAGACAAGGCAGACCAGGGAAAGAUGGACAAUCUGGACGCAAAGGUGAAGAAGGAAAACCAGGGCAAAGAGGACCUCCAGGGCUUCCAGGAUUACCUGGAGAAUCUGGAGUCAAAGGAGAAAAGGGUGAUUCUGGGGUUGGUCUGCCUGGUCCCCCAGGGCCUCCUGGACCAGCGGGGCCAUCCAAACCAAUUAAAGUUCCAUAUGGAUUUGAUGCUCUCGGCUCUGGAUUUGAAGAUGUUGACAUUGAUACAGAACGUCUUAGAGGUCCACCUGGUCCUCCAGGGCCUCCAGGGAAACCUGGCCCCUCUGGUCCGAAUGGCCCCUUAGGGGCUUUGCUGCCGGGACCACCAGGCACCCCUGGCAAGGAUGGCAGAGAUGGGCAACCUGGACUUCGUGGGCUUCCUGGUCCGGAUGGCUUAACUGGACAACAGGGUCCCAAAGGAGCAAAGGGUGAACAAGGAACGAGAGGGCCCUCUGGACCUAAGGGUGAAAAUGGUGACUCUGGCCUUAUUGGUCCGAUGGGACCGAGGGGUGUACCUGGACCACCUGGCAUUCCUGGCCCUCCUGGCCCACCAGGACCUUUAAGCAAUAACUUCAUGAUGGACACUUUGAAGGAUUUGGAGAGUUCUGGUGAAAGUGGAUUGUUUCUUGGAGCUGGAAUUUCAAAAGGCUAUCUUGGGCCUCCUGGUCUGCCUGGCCCUCCAGGAUCUCAGGGACUUCCUGGUGCUGAUGGAGCCCCCGGUUUGUCUGUAAAGGGUGAACCAGGAUCGCCAGGACAGGAUGGAAUACCAGGAUUAGCUGGUUUACCAGGUGCCAGGGGACCAAAGGGGGACAAGGGCAGUCCAGGAGAGAAGGGUGAGCGAGGUCGUGAUGGACUGAGCAUCACAGGGCCUCCCGGUCCCCCUGGCCCACCUGGACCGACCAUUAACUUACAGGACCUCCUUCUUAAUGAUACUGCAGCCAAACUGAACCUCACUAAGAUCAGAGGACCUCCAGGCCCUAUGGGCCCUGAAGGCUUGCCUGGCAGAGCAGGAUUCCCUGGCCCAAGAGGACCAAAAGGUGAAAUUGGGUUUCCCGGCAUUCAAGGACCUCCAGGACUGAAGGGAGAAAAGGGGGAGCCAGGUGUAUCUAUAGCUGCUGAUGGUUCUGUAAUACCAGGCCUGAGAGGACCCAGAGGACCGAAGGGAAUGAAGGGAGACAUCGGCCUCUCUGGACGUCCUGGGAUUGUUGGGCCGAUUGGACCGCCUGGACAAAAAGGAGAAUAUGGACUUCCUGGUAGACCGGGCCGGGCUGGAAUAGCUGGAAGGAAAGGGGAUAAGGGAGAUUCUAGUGGUCCCCCUGGUCCACCGGGUCCACCUGGACCUCCAGGGCCACCAGGACGAGUAAUUGGUCUCAAUGGAACAGUUUUCCCAGUUCCUCCUAGACCACACUGCAAAAUACCAGUCAACAACAACAAUUCACAACAAGGCGAUGGAAGAGCAUCAUUAGGAGUCAAAGGGGACAAGGGUGAUGUGGGAAAUCCUGGGUUGCCAGGAACCGCAGUGCCUUUGUUUCCUCAUGGUUAUGUGGGUGCUAAAGGUGAUAAUGGCUACAAGGGGCAAAAGGGAGAAAAAGGCGAUCCAGGUUUGCCUGGCCCACCAGGGAUGCCUGGGAGGACAGGCCUUGUGGGACCGAAAGGUGACUCUAUUGUCGGUCCUCCUGGGGACACUGGUUCCCCGGGUGCUCCAGGACAGCCUGGCUAUGGAAUUCCAGGACCACAGGGGCCACCAGGACCUCCUGGACCACCAGGCACUCUGUCCGCAUAUGGCUCUGCUGCGAGUCUCUCUGGACCUCCAGGUCCUCCAGGGCCGCCUGGUGCUCCUGGCCAUGGAAACCCUGUGAGAACAUAUAAAAACAGUCAGACCUUGAUAAGAGAGACCAGUCAGGCUGCAGAAGGGACUCUGGCAUUUGUUAUAGACAAGAGUGAACUGUACAUCAGGGUACGAGGGGGCUGGAAGAAAGUUGAGCUAGGAGAGCUAAUCCCAGUUCCUCAAGACAGUUCCUCAUCUGCUUUGACACAAGGCCUGAGCAGACCCAGCGACCGCAGUGUACCUAGAGUUCAUAGCCAGGAGUUGAAGAGCUUCCUGCCAGACUACCAUGCUUUCCUACAGAAUGCACAUUCAAUGCCAGCAUUGCACUUGGUGGCACUCAAUGCCCCGUUCUCAGGGGACAUGCAUGGAAUCCGAGGGGCAGAUUAUCAGUGUUACCAGCAAGCCCGUGCCAGGGGCCUAACAUCCACUUACAGAGCUUUCCUCUCCUCUCACCUACAAGACCUUUCCAGCAUCGUCAAGAAAGGGGACCGCUUCGGCUUGCCAGUGGUGAACCUCAAAGGAGAUGUGCUUUUCAGCAGCUGGAUGGCUAUGUUCUCUGGCGACGGGGCUGUUUAUGAUCCACUCACUCCGAUUUAUUCCUUUGAUGGUCGAAAUGUCAUGACCGAGCAAGCUUGGCCUCAGAAACUGGUGUGGCACGGCUCGAAUACCAUGGGCAUCCGAAUGACAACUAGCUACUGUGAGGCCUGGCGGACGGGGGACAUGGCCGUGACGGGACAGGCGUCUCUUCUGCAGACCGGCAGACUGCUGGGGCAGCACACGCGUAGCUGCUCAAACCACUUCAUUGUGCUUUGCAUUGAGAACAGCUACAUCCAGAACCCUGGAAGGAACUAGAAAGCUGACAAUUUUAAAGUAAAGUAAUGCAGAUGUAGGGAGCAGCAGUAGCUGGACUGCUGGGGGAAAUAUCCAAUCUAUUCUUUUAUUAGGGAGAGAGCUCCUGUGAGAAGUUACAAGCCAGGGGAAAUGGCACUGCAAUCAUGUUUCACUUCUUCUCUGAGCAUGAUGUAAAUAUGUAUAAAUCACCCACUGAUACUGUUCAAUCAACGGCCCACCGUCUUCUAUUAGAAUACCAAAGAAUACCUCAGCCAGACAGCAACAAACAAGAGUAGAUCUAUUGUAUGAAUUCACCGCAUUACUCCGUGCCUUCUCAGAUGACAUUAGCUCCUCCUCACAAUGACUAAUACAGAGUUUUUUUGUGUGUGUGUGUUUAAUGUAUUAACUACAAAUUUGAAACCACAAACGUUGAUAGAUAAAAUAUGCUCAUUUUUAAUCAGAUUAAAUACCAAUAUUUAGACAUCAGUAUUUGGAUAUACUGUAUUUGUAUGAGGGAGUUUUGGAAGUUGUUUAAAUGCACUGUAUUAAUAAUUUCUUGUUUUAUUUUCUUUUUCACACCCACCAAGCUCCUUUUUGUGAACUUGCAUUUAAACUAGUAUUUAAGAGAGGCAAUAAGUCUAAUUUAUAAUGCAAAAGCAGCACAUAAAACUAAAAAAGUACAUACUUUAAAUGGCAUUCAUUUCAAAAGUUGACACAGGCCACAUCCACAUUAGAACUCUUCACUGUUUAAUCUUUCUAUGACAUUUAGAAAGACAAACUAGAAAGUAAGUAACAGUGUUGUUUAUCUUCUAGUAUAAAACAAUAAUAGAGAAUUCCCCUUUUCUUUUUCAUAUUUGAAUGGUGCUCAGUGAAUAAAUGUUUUGUUUUAUA
Molecule: messenger RNA, 5317 nt
Organism: Onychostoma macrolepis
Lineage: Eukaryota; Metazoa; Chordata; Actinopteri; Cypriniformes; Cyprinidae
Gene: col15a1b
Product: collagen, type XV, alpha 1b
Exons: 43
Coding region: 608-4447 (1279 amino acids)
Cellular component (GO): basement membrane
Source: RefSeq, a predicted model, not a curated record